CCUGACUUUGCACUCAGCGCUAUUGGUUCAAUUGCUGGAAGACUUUCUCACGUACUCUUAUCGACCACUACACUGCGCCUACAAUGUCUGAUCCACAAGUCUGGCUCAUUACUGGUGCCUCGACUGGUUUUGGAGCCGCCCUCGUCAAAAGCUUGCUCGUACGCGGCGAAAAGGUUAUUGCAACUGCGCGUACACUCUCCAAGAUCGAACACCUGGGAAAGCUAGGCGCGGCCACUCUACAGCUUGACGUGACCGCAUCAACCGCUGAGCUUGAGAAGAUCGCUAGAGAGGCUAUCGCAGUUUACGGCAGGAUUGAUGUGCUAGUUAACAAUGCUGGUUAUGGGCAUUUUGGUACCUUUGAAGAGGCUACGCAUCAAGACUGGCUUGCGCAAUUUAACACCAACGUUUUUGGUGCGGUCAAUGUCACACGUUCUUUCUUGCCGCACUUCCGCAGUAACAAAUCAGGGACUGUGGUCUUUAACGGCUCUGCUACCGCUAUAAAUGGGUUUGGAAUACUAAGCCUGUACUCUGCUUCCAAAUUUGCUUUGACUGGUGUUGCGGAAUCUCUUGCUCAAGAAGUUGCCCCAUUCGGCAUCCGUACACUUAUUGUCCAACCAGGUCUCUUCCGAACAGACUUCCUUACUGAAACAAACACCACAUACAGCGGCACGAAGAUCGACGGUUACCAGACACAGGUUGACGAAGCAUUCAAGCUGUACAAGGGCGUCAGUGGACAGCAGCCUGGCGAUCCCAUUAAGGGCGCAAACCGUAUCAUAGAUAUGGUUAAAGGAGAAGGCCUUGCAAAGGGCAAGGACCUUCCAACUACGCUGAUGCUAGGUGAGGAUUCUUGGGGUAUGGCGAAGAAGAAGGCUGAAGACCAACUAAAGCUUCUUAGCCAGUGGGAGGAGGCAAGUUGUAAUCUAAGCUUUGAAUAGAGAGACUUGUAAUAAGUAACCCAAGCCGAUUAGUUAUCUGCCCCUAGACUUUGUACAAUGUUUUUGUGCGAUAGUAAUACA
Messenger RNA from Boeremia exigua, 1016 nucleotides. RefSeq names its product oxidoreductase,short chain dehydrogenase-like protein. Bases 84 to 935 code for a protein of 283 amino acids. The transcript is spliced from 3 exons. Lineage: Eukaryota; Fungi; Ascomycota; Dothideomycetes; Pleosporales; Didymellaceae. Gene Ontology annotation, molecular function: oxidoreductase activity. The record is from RefSeq and is a predicted model, not a curated record.